AUGGCAUCGUCUUCUCAAUUUAAGCAGCUCGAGAAGCUGGGUAAUGGUACGUAUGCGACGGUUUACAAAGGGUUGAAUAAAACAACAGGAGUUUACGUAGCACUGAAAGAAGUCAAACUAGACUCUGAAGAAGGAACGCCUUCCACUGCGAUAAGAGAGAUUUCUCUAAUGAAAGAGCUGAAACACGAGAACAUUGUUAGACUCUAUGAUGUAAUCCACACCGAAAACAAACUAACCUUGGUGUUCGAGUUCAUGGACAAUGAUUUGAAAAAGUACAUGGACUCAAGGACUGUUGGGAAUAAUCCACAGGGCCUUGAGCUAAGCUUAGUCAAGUAUUUCGAGUGGCAACUACUGCAAGGUGUAGCUUUCUGCCAUGAAAACAAGAUUCUUCACCGUGAUUUAAAGCCCCAAAAUCUGCUUAUAAACAACAAAGGGCAAUUAAAGCUCGGUGAUUUCGGCCUAGCGCGGGCAUUCGGAAUUCCAGUGAAUACGUUCUCGAGCGAAGUUGUAACAUUGUGGUACCGUGCUCCUGAUGUCCUUAUGGGAUCUAGAACCUACUCAACUUCAAUUGACAUCUGGUCUUGUGGAUGUAUCCUGGCAGAAAUGAUAACAGGAAAACCACUUUUCCCUGGAACUAAUGAUGAAGAGCAAUUGAAACUCAUUUUCGAGACUAUGGGAACUCCAACAGAACGCACGUGGCCCGGUGUAUCGUCGUUACCUAAAUACAACCCCCAAUUUCCUCAACAUCUACCCAAGGAUUUAGGCGCUUUAUUACAAAGUCAAACUCGUGAGAAGUUAGACGGUUCUGUGAUUGACUUACUGCACGGCCUCCUGAAGCUAAACCCCGAUAAAAGACUAAGUGCUAAGCAGGCUUUGAACCACCCUUGGUUUUCGGAAUACUACCAGUAG
Molecule: messenger RNA, 909 nt
Organism: Lachancea fermentati
Lineage: Eukaryota; Fungi; Ascomycota; Saccharomycetes; Saccharomycetales; Saccharomycetaceae
Source: the annotation of a GenBank genome assembly